AAAUGCAAAAUGGCCACUUACCAUGAAAAGACGUAAGAAUAAGGGAUUUGCUCGGCGCCGGCAGCUCAAAUAAGCCAUGACUGGCAACAAAACGAUUGAGAAAUGUUUUGAGGAAGCGGAGGAAACCGGUUUGCUCUAUUUGAGCAGUAAAGGACUACGCGAUUUCCCUGAUGUUGCGAACGAUUGUGAGCUGAUAGAUGUCAUCGAAGCAGAUCUAUCKAGGAAUCGUUUUGCCGAAUUUCCUAUAGAAAUAUGCGAUUUUAUUAUGCUGGAGAGGUUGGACUUGUACCACAACGCCAUCAGAAAUAUUCCUGAGCUUCACCCUCAAUUAAAAUGGCUUACAAUGCUUAAUUUACGACGAAAYCAAGUGUGUAGUCUACCAAUAAGCAUUGGACGUUUACCAUUACGUGUUCUAAAUUUAAGCAAUAAUAAACUUACUUCGCUUCCAGUAGAGAUAGGAUAUCUGACUUUAUUACAAGAUUUAGAUUUAAGUUGUAAUGAAUUAUCACGUCUUCCAAGCACAAUGGGAGAAAUGAUAUCUUUAAAAGAAUUAAAYGUACGGAGGAAUCAACUUCAGGUUCUUCCCGAUGAAUUAAGCAAAUUAAAAUUGGUAAAGUUAGAUUUCUCAUGUAACAGAGUAUCAGUCAUCCCACCAGCUUAUAGACUUAUAACAACGUUAUCAUGCUUGGAGUUGUCCCACAAUCCAUUGAUAUCACCCCCAGCACAUGUGUGUAUAAAAGGUAGACAGCAUAUAUUCAAGUUUUUGAGUGUCGUUGCACAACAAGACAAAAAAAGGACUUUGCUAGAUAGAGAUGUUAGAAAACUCCCUUACACUAGAAAAGGAUCAUCUUUAAGUCUUAAAGAAGAGUAUCUGGGCAUUGAUUCUGAUCUGCUUUCUAAUGAAAAAGUUAAAAGAACAGUUUCCCUUGAUAUGUCAGGGGUUGGAAUGUCAUUUAUGAGACAAAAUGAAGAAAAAGAUGUAUACAGACCAAGUUCUUUACGAGAGCGYGACAAACAAAGGGUGCCAUUAUCCAAUGUUUUUGAAACUGAAGAAAAGAGAAGAGAAAUACAGAAAGAAAUUGAGAGAGCUCAGCGUUUAUUAUCAGAGACCAUAGACCAGCAUGAAGCUGGCAGUCAGCCGGAUACUGAAGUUGAUGAAGGAGAAGAACUACAAAAGGAAUUCUUAUCAAUUGAGUUGGAACAACGUAAAAAGAAAGAGGAAGAAGAACGACUUAUUGAAGAAAGGCGUCGAGCUGCAAGAAAACUCCAUCGUGAUCAACAAGAAAUAAUUCAACAACAAAAAGCUGAUACAAGACGYCGUACAUUAGAUAAUACCAAUGGCUAUGACAGAAGGAGAACAGGAGCAAUGUCAGGUCUAGCCAAACCAGAUAUUCCACCAAGACCUGCAACUCUAGAAAGAAAAUCUUCUCAUUCUACAGAUAGAAAGCCUAGAUCAUCGUCUUUGCAAGGCACUGGAAUGGCUUCAGGAAGUUCAUACCUCAAUAAACAGGAAGAAGACAUGAAAGCAAGGGAAGCCAUGAUGCAGCAAAGUAGGCGAGAAGCUCAGUUAUCACGGCAAAGGCUUGAAGAGGAAAGACAAAGGUCAAAACAGAAGAAAGAUAGUACUCUUAGUAGAGAAAGCCUUAAUCAAAAGUCAAAGGUUGACAAAGAGCCAAGAUCUCCUGAAGCUGAUUGGGAAGAAAGUAUUUUUCAUAACAUUCACAAAAGGACAAAUAAAGGGAGUGUUCGUUCWUUGCCUGUUAGCCUCAAAAACAAAGAAGAUCCUAACUUCACUAUCAAGCGAAUGUACGACAGUGCUAGGGAAGAGUUUGAAAAGCUAGAAAUUCUUAGAGAGGCACUUGAAAGUAGAUUAAAGGUGACUCUACCUGAYGAUUUACCAGCUUCUCUAGCAGAUGGUGUUGUACUUUGCCAUCUAAUCAACCUUGUAUGCAAAGGAACUAUACCAAGUAUACAUAUACCUUCAGCUGGUGUGCCAAAACUCACCAUGACUAAGUGUCAGAAAAAUGUUGAYUCAUUUCUAGAAGCCUGCAGAAAACUAGGUGUURCUAAGGUAAUGUAACCCCUGUGAAUUCAUCUGUCUUGCACCCCUUGUAGUGUAAUUCAAAGAUUGAUUUAUGGUGUGUGACAUGUUGUGAUUGUCUCAUUCUUACCCAUAAAGCCAAUGAAAUUUUCUCAUAGAAACACAAACAUCAUAACGUAAMUCAAAGAUUGUUUUUAUUUUUCUUUCAUCAGGAUGAACUGUGUACAGCAGCUGACAUACUAGAAGAAAAAAGUGCCCAACGAGUUUGUAUUACUGUUCAAGCUUUGUUAAGAAGGACUGACCACUCCUAGCAGAGUAAAAGUGUUGACUAUUUUAGGAAACYAUACAUACACUUGCAAAAUUAAUGAAAAAAAACCUUAAAGCACACAUAAAUGCCUGUGGUACAAUGAUCAUGAUUACUAGUAUUUGUUUGUCAAUCAUGAGAAAAACGUAUGUGAAAAAGGUCUUCACUUAAAUUUUAUUUUUGUCCUAUAUAAUAAGUGAAGAUCCAAAUUUCUUUGCAGAUUUUAAUUUGUAGACACUUUAAAGAUUUCUUCUGGAGAGUAAUGAUGCUGAGGAAGUUUUUAAAGUUUAACAUUUUYGGUAUGGAAAUUAUUCCAUUUAUUUUUUUGUUGUUGUUUUUAAUGUCAAUUCUAUCAAAUGAAUUCGAGAAGAGAAUUAGGCUAUGGCCAUCCUACAUGUAUUUGUGAACAAUCUUCUGCCUGCUACAAUUUUUCUUUUCUUGUUUUUUUUUUUUUUUCAAAUGAUAAUUUUCAACAGUUAUCAAUUUUAUUUUCCAUCUAUCAAACUCAUGGAUGCACCAGUAAUAUUAAUAAUUGUCAUAUCAAUUUCUUAGACUCUGGACUUUGACAAAAAAAAAUUUCCAGAAAUUUACUGUAAAGUGAAAAAGUGAAUUAUCAUUUGACAUACAAAUAGUUUUCAUGUGUUUAUAUUCAUUGUUAGAAUUUCUUGUUGAAGCACAGUUUAGAUUUCAUCUGAUUAAAACAAAAUUUCGGUAAGUCAAUCCUUAUUAAUCAUGCUUUGGUCUUUAAGAAGUCUACGCUGUCACAAGAAGUUAGAAUUGGACAUAAUUGCGGUMUCUGCAGUUAAAAAAACUCAUUACUUUGUGUCAAGAAGAAAUAGAUACAAUCUUUAGGCCAAGAUACUAACAUUUUUAUGCAGGCAGUAGAAGAUUCAACUAUCUUUUGAAAUGUUUUGAAUUAUUAGAUAAUAUUGAUAGUUUGAAGUAUGAAAUUAUGGCUCGUACAUCAUUUGGUCAUUACUAUGCAGUGGCCACACUUAUAGGGCAAAUAGAACUUAGRAGAAAUACAAUAAGAUAAGCAUAAAAAUGUAUUGAUGAUUUUACAAGAAUGAUGGAAUAUCCAAUUAUUUUACAAUCCAGGGGCCAGUUGUACAAGGGGUGAAUAUUACUAUCCACUGAAUAAAUGCUUAUCCAAUAAAUAGAAUCCAAACCAGUGGAUAACUUUAAUUGGUCUAUUACUCUACCAACCCUUUGUACUACUGGCCUAUCAAUAAGGCUUCAAAAUUAGAUGCAAACUCCAAAUUUUCAAAGAAGGUAUGAAUGGAAGGGAAAUUGGUGGUAUAAAAAAGGAGUUGAAAUGAGAAAAAAUAUGUAAGUGUAGUAAAUAACUACAAUGAUGGGAACCUUUGCAUUGUUGUGCUAACACAGGAAUCCCAUGGAGGUCAAAAGGAGAAUGAAAAUAGAGUAUGCACUGAAGGAUCUGUCAUUCAACUUUCAUACACGUGUGCACAUAGAAGGCUCUAAAGUACUUCUUGAAGAAGAAGAAGAAGAACAUUUUCGAAGACUGAAUGGAAAWAUAAAACCAAGCAUGAACAUUUAAACUCAGAACAAUGUAUUCCCUAACCCUAUAUUGAUUCCCUUUAACCAAACCRUUAAGCCAUGAAAUCAGUUCACUUGAGGAAAUCUGCAUUUCUGGGUAUAAGAACAUUAGUAUACAUGAGAGCCUUCUAUGUGUACAUCGAUGCUCUGUGUAAGAAAGUUGUACGACAGACUCCACUGAGCCUGUUUUCAGCCGAACCAAAUUUGGUACCAGUUUUGGUCCAGCUGCUCGCAGGUCAAAAAAAUGAUUGACACUCGAGAGUAUUACAAUGAUCAUUAUUAUUAUUAUCAUUAUUAUUAUUAUUACUAAAUUAAUCAUAUCAAUGAUUUCAGACAAUAAGAAGAAAUAAUCAAAUUCACUUUUGCUGAAACACUAUUUUGUAAAUUGUAAGGUAUAUUUUGUAAAUAAUAGUCUCAUUAAUACUUAUAAAUGUUGGAUUGAUAUCAUUGUCAUACAAAUAACAAAUUUUAUCAUUUA
Exaiptasia diaphana is the source of this 4380-nucleotide messenger RNA. RefSeq names its product leucine-rich repeat and calponin homology domain-containing protein 1. Gene Ontology annotation, molecular function: protein binding. The coding region runs from base 77 to 2080 and encodes 667 amino acids. The transcript is spliced from 19 exons. Lineage: Eukaryota; Metazoa; Cnidaria; Anthozoa; Actiniaria; Aiptasiidae. The record is from RefSeq and is a predicted model, not a curated record.